Messenger RNA from Pongo pygmaeus (Bornean orangutan), 9585 nucleotides. RefSeq names its product RNA binding motif single stranded interacting protein 3 (gene RBMS3). The coding region runs from base 1755 to 3068 and encodes 437 amino acids. Lineage: Eukaryota; Metazoa; Chordata; Mammalia; Primates; Hominidae. The transcript has 15 exons. The record is from RefSeq and is a predicted model, not a curated record. Gene Ontology annotation, molecular function: RNA binding. Gene Ontology annotation, cellular component: ribonucleoprotein complex.
GCUGGAUUUGUACCAGGGACCUUUUAUCUAAAUAGGCGACUCUGGGCUCAGGAGAACAGAGCCGACUUGACAAAGUAGAAAAGAGCUCAGUAUUGGUCUGCCCACGCUUUGGGCAUGCGUGAGCACUCGCAGCAAAACACAGCUGGCACAUCUAAUUUUAGCCUCGCCCGCCUUGAAAAGGGACUCUUUAAGGAAAUAUAUUUUCUCUGAAACAAUUUGUAUUAUAAUGUAGCAGCUGAUAGACAUGACAGAAUAUUAUCAUUGGUGGGAAAAAACUCUGCCAAGCAAUUAUGAUUUUUGUUCUUUUUUUUAGAUGAUAUCAGUAAAGUGAUUAAAGCAUCGAUGCAUCAAAAUAAUCAUAAACAGAGAGACAAUGGGAGAAACAGAUUUUAUUUGUAAAAAAUCUGAUAAACCUAAGGGGUCACUUCCUUUGAUUUUUUUUUUUUUACAAAAUGGAUGUAAUAAAAAAAGUUAUUAUUUUUGAUAGGUUCAGUUGAUCAGUCCAAUCUGAUGACAUGUGGCAUUAAUAGUAGUCAUGGAGUAGACCCUAAAAUUUCUUCACUACUUAGCAUCCACCAGGUUUUCCAGGUAGUAAAAGGUUAGUUUCUCAAUCAGCUCUUGGAUGCGCCUGGCUGUAGUGUGUUAACAGAUUUUGAAAGCAUCCGGGACUUACUUUUUUCCCCUUUAACCAGCAAGGUUAGUUCCCCUGCCUUUAUUUCUUUUCCUUUCUCCUCCUUCCUUCUUUCGUCCUCUCUUCCCUGUCUUCUGUGUUUUGUUUAGCAGUGUGGCUUACCUUGGAACUUGGCAAAAAGAGGAACAAAAAGCAGCUCUUGUGUGGGGUAGAUGGAGGAGGGAUAAGAAAUAAUCCACCGCCCGCAUUUGAGUUCUUCAGGUUCAGUUCCAGCGGCAGCAGCGUUGCUGCAAAAAUCGUUUGCUAUUCGAGAUAGCCAGCAGAGGGAAUCGGAACUUUGCUUGCAGCAGGGGUUGAAGCAGCCUUUUUUUUUUUUUUUUUUUUUUUUUCUUGGAGGAAAUACUGCAGCCUUCUGGACUGCGUACGCUGCUCCCUGGAGAGGCUCUCUCGGUUCCACCCACCGGCUGGAAGGAGGGGAAGUGAAUGAAAGGACAGGACAAGCCCCGAACACCAUGUCACUCUGGGAGGGAGACAGCAGCAACUAAGCUGUACAAGGUUUUUUUUUUUUUUUCUUCCUUUUUUUCUUUUUUUUUUUUUCUUUUUCCCCUUUCAUUUUUCUUUCUUUUUUUCUUUUUCUUUCUUUCUUUCUCUUUCUCUCUCUUUUUUUCUUUUUCUUUAAGGUGGGGAAACAGACAACCAGGAGACAGGAAGCUGAUCUGCAAGGAUUCGGAGUUGUGCUGAAAAGACUUUGAUUUUUUUUCCCCUUUACGAACGCUGGCAAUUGACAUCACUACAGACAGCCUGGUUAGAGAACAAACUGCCUCAUCCCAAGUGGACCCCGGCAGCUGGGGGAAGUCAGGCAAGAUCUGGGAAGGCUGUGUGUGGGUGUUUUUUCUACAGAUCUCACUCCUCGCCCUUUUUUUUUUUUCCUUUGGUGUGUGUUUUUUGUUUUGUUUUGUUUUUUAAAAAAAUUCUUCCUGUGUUGGAACUAGCGAGUGGUGGAGUCUCUGAAGCCUCAUCAGUCACCGGGACUGUCAGGAAUAGUGGUUUAAGAGGAAGCUCGGCCUGGGGCACUAUACCCUGUCAUCCAGUUCCCUGCCUCGGAGAUAAAGAUUCCAGCUACAUGGGCAAACGCCUGGAUCAGCCACAAAUGUACCCCCAGUACACUUACUACUAUCCUCAUUAUCUCCAAACCAAGCAGUCCUAUGCACCAGCUCCCCACCCCAUGGCUCCUCCCAGCCCCAGCACAAACAGCAGCAGCAACAACAGCAGCAACAACAGCAGCGGGGAACAGUUGAGUAAAACCAACCUGUACAUUCGAGGCCUCCCACCAGGCACCACUGACCAGGACCUAAUCAAGCUGUGCCAACCGUAUGGAAAAAUUGUAUCUACAAAGGCAAUUCUUGACAAAAACACAAAUCAGUGCAAAGGUUAUGGUUUUGUAGAUUUUGACAGUCCUGCAGCCGCACAGAAAGCGGUAGCAUCUCUCAAGGCAAAUGGCGUGCAGGCACAGAUGGCUAAGCAACAAGAGCAAGACCCAACAAACCUAUACAUCUCAAAUCUCCCCAUUUCUAUGGAUGAGCAGGAGCUUGAGAAUAUGCUGAAACCCUUUGGACAUGUCAUUUCCACAAGAAUACUAAGAGACGCUAAUGGAGUCAGCAGAGGUGUUGGCUUUGCCAGAAUGGAGUCUACUGAAAAAUGUGAAGUGGUAAUUCAACAUUUUAAUGGAAAAUAUCUGAAAACACCACCAGGCAUCCCAGCCCCCAGUGAGCCUUUGCUGUGCAAAUUCGCUGAUGGAGGACAAAAGAAACGACAGAAUCAAAGCAAAUAUACCCAGAAUGGGAGGCCUUGGCCCAGGGAAGGAGAGGCUGGCAUGGCUUUGACCUAUGACCCGACAGCUGCCAUACAGAAUGGAUUUUAUUCUUCACCGUACAGUAUUGCAACCAACCGCAUGAUUCCACAGACAUCUAUCACGCCAUUCAUUGCUGCUUCCCCUGUCUCCACAUACCAGGUCCAGAGUACUUCAUGGAUGCCUCAUCCGCCAUACGUUAUGCAACCAACAGGUGCUGUGAUUACACCAACCAUGGACCAUCCCAUGUCAAUGCAGCCAGCCAACAUGAUGGGCCCCCUGACACAGCAGAUGAAUCACCUUUCAUUGGGCACAACAGGAACGAUUCAAUCCCAAGACAGGAUUAUGAUACUCCACCAGCUGUUGUGUCAGUAUAUGACUGCUGCUGCUCCUAUGCAAGGGACCUACAUUCCUCAGUACACGCCUGUGCCUCCGACAGCUGUUUCUAUUGAAGGUGUUGUUGCUGAUACCUCUCCCCAGACAGUGGCACCUUCAUCCCAGGACACCAGUGGUCAGCAGCAACAGAUAGCAGUGGACACAUCCAACGAACAUGCACCUGCAUAUUCUUACCAACAGUCUAAACCAUAAACAGGACUGAAGAAUGUCCGUCUGAAUCUUUGCCUUGAAUGAAGAAACUUCAUUGAACAAGAAGUUGGCUUCCAGUUUGCACAGACGUCAAUGGAAUGCAUUUUUUGUUGUUGUUGUUUUUUUUUUUUUUUAGUUUUAUACCUUACCCAAUGAAAACAAAGUUUUUAUGUGCUGUGCAAAUGGUCUUCAUGUGGUCUGACAAUUUAUUUUUGCCAUCGUUUUUUUUUAAUUAAAGAAAAAAUUUCCAGAAGAGGAAAAAAAACUACAAAAAACAAAACGUUGAAGGUUGAUAUUUUAUGUGGAAGAACAUUUGAAUUGAAUUCAGAAUUUUCCUGAAGGUGUAGAUACUUUUUUUUUUUUUAACAGAAAACCUGAUGUCAAGAGGUGGACAAUAGAAAUGGAAACAAAUUGUCUUCCUCAAUAAUUAAGCUACUUUCUCUUUUUCCCUUCUUGUUUUAAUCUAGUGGGUUUUUUUAUUUUAUUUUUUUCUUAGAAAUAUUUAGGUAAGGUUUAUCUUGAAUCUUAAUUGCCUUAAUUUUAAGGACGUCAAAGUCUCUCGAGGCAAGCUGUCAACGUCUUGUUAAAAACAAAAAUCAAGAAAGAAUUGAAAUAUUGUGCCGGCUUUCACUGGCACAGAAGUUUAAGACUAUGAGUUUUUAGGGUGAAAAAAAAACUGUACAGUUUAAAUGAAAAUGUUUUUCUUCAUUUGAAGAAAAUUUGUUGAUAAAAGAAACCAUGGCAACUGCAAGAAUUGGAAAAAUGCUGGGACUUUUCAUGAACUUUGUCUUAAGUGUUGACAUGAAUCAUUCUAAAAGGCUAAAACAUUUUACAGUAAAGUUAUUAAUGUUGGUUUAAAAACAACUGCAUUAGAAAUAAUGCGUGUUUGGGGGGCAGAAUGCAGAUUUUUUUAAUUUACAAAGCGUGAUCGCUAGCAAAAGCAUUAGUGCUUUUUAUCUGCAGUCUUUUUUAUGAGCUUUACAAAGUUUUUAGUCAGCUUUGCUUGUCACAUUGCAAAACCUAGCUUAAGAGCAUUAAAAAAAAAAAGUAGAUAGGAGCUUAUGGUCAAAAAGUGCAAAAAAACAAAAAAAAAGCAAUAGAUAGAGAAAUUGUUGACAAUUUCUGUAGUCUUUCCUAGUUGUGAUCAAAUUCAGCCUAUGGAUGGCCUAUUUUAUACCAAAGAUGAAGUGACACCCUAUUACAGUCCAGAAGAUAGAGGUUGUUUUCGUUUCUUUUCUUUUUAAAAAAAAAAAAAAAAAUUUAUUUGACCGACAUGGCCGGACCAGUUCUUACUUUGUUGUUUGUUUAAACUACCUUCCACUGGUGUUUUACAUAGUGCAAAAAAAAAAAAAAAAGAGGGUGGGGGGAGGUGUCUUUCUUUUCUUUAAAUGUGUAUUCAUUGAUAGCAGAAGCUUGUACCUGCUGUGUUUAGCAGUUUCAGCAUGAAGAGUUCUGGAUAUCAACUGAUUGAUAGAGCCAAGUGGCUUUAAAUUCUGUGAGCUUUUCUGGUUUCUCACUAGCUGUCUUGAAUAGUGAAACCUAUAUUGAUGGCCACUAGUAAACCAAGAUGCUUAUUUAACAGGUGGAAUAUUCUUUAUAUGAAAUUUCAGCUAAAGACACUUUCUGAACCUGGUCUGAAAGGUCAUUUGUCAAAAAAGCUUAGUGAUAUUCUGUGAUAUGGUGAGUGGUCUCCUGGAAAGGUCUCAUUGUGUAACAAUAGUCUUCCCUCUAAAUUACAACACCUCUGGGUUUUGUCUUUUCACCUCUGUGUUUGUCAUCACCUACCAUGAAUAGUCACCUUGGUUUUGCAAAUGGGGAGGGGGUAUCUUCUUUUUGCCUGUUUUCAUUGUAUUUUCAUAUAUUGGCGUUGCCGAAAGAACUUUUUCUUUCGGUUUAAUUCUUUGAGGCAUGUAGGACCAAUAAGAUUGAGAAUUCUAUUAGUGGAAUUUAGGGAAGUCCUUAAAAUGCUAGUUGACAAUCAAGGAACAGUAUGAUUUAUAUCAAUAAGAACCAAAAGAAUUAGGUUUGAUCAAUCAUUUAAGCCAAGGAGGAAUACUUGCAUUUAGAACGAUGCAAAACUUUGUCUAAAAUGAAUUAAAUUGACCCACUUGUAAAAUAGAUCUACAUUUUUAAUUCAUGAGAUAUGUGUUCAACCUUUACAGUUUUACCUGAAAUUAAGGACAAUGGAAUAGAAUUUGUUAAGUGAACUAUUCACUAGAUUUCUUUCUGAAUGAAUCCUUUGAAUCAAAUAGGUGAAACUCUUUUCACAAACUAAGUCAGUCACAGGAGCCUGUCUUAGUCCAAAAGAAGCAGGGAAAUUUAUUUAAGCACACUAUAAAACAGGGUGAGCUUUUUAAAAAUUAAAAAGUUUUAAAGGUAAAUCAUAUUCCCAUUAGGUCAACGUGAGUAAUAAGGUUGACUGACUCAUGUGAAAUUGUCAAUAUUCUAUUUAUGUAAACUCUGGUUCUCUUAUUUGCAACCCCAUGAAUUGGAAGCCCAAAUCAGAGAAUGACUCCAUAUAUUUAUGGUCACAUUGGAGGCAAAAGUGUAUCCAAGAAAAUGUAGUGUGUGUUACAGAGAAAUUCCAACUGGUCGCACUCACCAUUAUGGUUUUUCAUGCUUUAGAGAAAAUGCUAGAUUUAUACUGUCUUUUGUUCCAUCCUUCAGCUUCCCAUGCAUUAUAAAGGUGGCACUUAAGUUUUUAUCUUUGAAAAGUGGGCCCCAAAGUUUUUUGGGGUACAAAAAGACACGUAUGGGAACCAUAUUUUCUGUUUCUCUUUUUCACUCUCUAAACUCUUUUUGUAUAAAUAAGGAUUAUCCUGGGCAUAAUUCAUUUGAAUAUGAAACCAACAUACUUUCUUUCAUUUUUGUGAAAAAAUAACCAAAAACAUGUAUUAAUGUGAUACAAAGAAAGUCUCAUUUACACAAUCAACAAUGAGGCUAAGAGGUAGCUACCAUGUGGCUAAUGAAUGUGCCUAGGUAACUUCCUGUUUCUAUUCAAAACUGCUGCUUUAUUUGUACAUUCAGAAAUAUUUUUUUCAACUAUGAAAUUUCAAUAUCAAUUUUUUAAGCCAGUUACUGCAAAAGUAAAUGACCUGUCAUUUGAUGUGUUCAUGUGUGUUUUGUGUUUGGAUAGUUUAUAUCAUGCCAUUCUAUAAAAUAUAUGUUUUCAAACCAAAAAGAAAAAAAAUGGAAGGAAAACAAUGGCACAUACUCAAAUUUGCUCUGCUUUGUCUGUUGUCUUACCUAAGACUUGUUUUGAAGAGCCAAGUCUGGGAGAGAAAAAAAAGCAUCAACAGGUAAGCAGCAUUACAUUGUGUGAUAAUAAACCAAAAUAAGUUUUCAAUAUAUACAGACAACAGAAUUCAAAUUUAAUCAACAAAAUAUAUUGUAGUGAUUUUUUUUUUUUUUUUGAGACGGAGUCUCUGUCGCCCAUCCUAAUUAGGACUAUAAUCUUUUUUUUCUUUAAGUUGAAGUUAAUUUUCCAUGCAUUCUGGUCCACCAGAUUUUCAAGCAUUUAUUCGGAUGUUUCCAUUUUUCCUUUUGACUUUAAUUGCCAAGACUUAGCUUAAACAUCAGGAAACAAACUAAAGCCACAAUCCAAAUGAGAGAAACACUGUCUCAUCUAAACUCUAGUUUCAUGGUCAGUGCAAGAGUGAGUUUUCUUUUAAUAAUAAUAAGGUGUUGUCAAGGGAGGCAAAGUGUGCAUGGUAACUGGGAGCUCCCCAAUACGUGGCCAUGUCUUCUAGAGACAAAGUAAUGAUCCCAAGUGAACUGAAGGUAAUACUGGCAGGUGCUGAUGACAGUUUGUCCUUGAAUGCUGACAUGUUUUGAAUAUUGCAAAUGUUAUAAUACUCUUUUUAAAAAAUCCUCUACCUGACUCUAGUUUUGCAAGGAUUAGUUUGUUUCCUUGGUGGAUUUCAACAUUUCAGAAUGUUACCUCCAUAUUUCACUUGAAUUACUUCCUCCUGUGACCUUAGCAGAUCUGUCACAUUUGACAGCAUAUGACUCACUUCCACCCCCUUCUAAUGAAAAACUGCAUGGUGUUAAAAGCACUCCCAUUAGAAAUAUAAGGCUGAGAACCGAAGAAGGCUGUUUAAAGCAGGAAUUUCACUUUAUUUUACUAUGCCUAAAAAUACAUCUUUGGACCCCUUGCAAAGUGAUUUAAAAGUACUUUCAAUUUAUGCAUGGCCCCAAAAAAGUAAUUGUUUUUUCUUUUCCAAAAAAACCUCUUUAUUUAAAUAAUUGGGAUAUUUGCUAAAUACCUAUUUCUUUUUUUACAGUUGCCUAAAACCCCUAUUAAUGAAAAGUGAAAUUUGAUUUAAUUAGGACUCUUGCGGUCAUCUUCACGAUUGAGGAUAAGUUUCAAUAGGCUGUCUAGACAGAUUAUGAUGUUAAUAGGAGAUUAAAAUACAUUUGGCAAUUCAUUUUCAUUCUUAAUUUGAGUGCAUGAACCACUGCAGAUGAGCUGAUAAGCAGAGAGAAAUUCUCAAGUGGGUUUCACUAAUAAAUGUUUUUUGUAUGGUUUGAAAUCAAGUAAAGGGACAAUAUUUAUGUACGUGUAUAACAACAUUCAGCACGUUUGAGGAAUCACACACUAUAAUAAAGCUUAAACAUGUCAUAGAACCUUGAUCUAUAUUACUUUGUCUUCAGUAAAAAGUGAAGGAUGAGAUUUUGUCUUUCAUGUUAUUGUAGCUGGCAUGCUUCAAAAUUUUGAACUUACUGGGACUGACAGCCUCUCACUUCAAUCUGCAGGAUUGACAGAAUUUAAACAGGCUCAUUGAUUCCAUACACUCCACCCUUCCUGUGGCAAGUGAUAAUGGGAUUUCGUUAAUGAAUCAAUUUGUUUUACAAAUGACAUCCACUGUGGCAUUGGAAGACAGUUGGGUCUGACUCAAGUUUAACAUUUCUUACCAAACAUUCUUAAGUAUGAAAUUGGUCCUUUAAUCCAAAUGCUCUUGGUCAUGGCUGUCCUUUGCGGAUUACAUAGCGUUCAGGAAAGUAGAAAACUAAACACUAAAUCCCCAAGUGGCCCCAAAGACCUUUUAUGAUGUGAGAGACAAGAGUUCACCCCAGAUUAAUUUCUUUUAUCAUUGGCUUUAUACUCUAACAUAUAGAUGCUCUCUAUAGCAAAACAGGGAUGAAUGGCUUUCAAUAUUCAUUUCUGUUUAUUUUUGUGAGGGUAAAUAAUAUAUCAAGAAAAUUUUCUUCCACUUAGAAAGCUUUAAAGCUGAAGUAGAGGUGCAGUCAAGCUUGGAUCUGCAGGAAGAACCACUAGGCCACUGAGUCAUACUUGAGCUUUUCUUACUACUGCCCCAAUUUCUAAGUUGUGCAUAAAUACAAUCAUUCUCAAUUUUUGAAGGGCUAAUUAUCUACUUUGUGGGUAUGUUUUGUUUUUUCUUUUCAACGUGUAGGCCUUGGGCUCUGUUUCCUUUUAUUAGCAUGUCACCUGAGGGUGGGACAAACAAUUGGAAAUAAAAUUUGAUUAUUUCUUAUAAAGUAUUAAUUUCUUAAAAGAGUUUGAAAUCAUUGGUAAAAUUAAUGUCAGUACAUUAUGUGUCAUAAAUUUUGAUUACCUAUAAUGUCUUUUCUUAUCUAACACAAAUAAUUGAGAGUUGGCUAUAUUCUUGCAGAAUAUACGGGAAAAAAUCAUAGCAAAGAAUUCAGCUUCCCUCAAAAGAAAGCUAAUUUUGUUUCCUUCACUCCACUAAAUUUAAACCAGUAGCAUGGAUCAACACAACUUCUGCAAUGAGAGUAUAACGGUAGCUCUUGGUAUAGUCAUAUUCAUAUUUUUAAAUCUUUCUUUGACCAAAACUAUUGCAUUGUUUUUGUUACAUUUUGACUGCAUUACUGUAUUAAGGCCGAAUGACUUUGACACUCCCAUGGAUAUUUUUAUGAUCACAUCAAAUUUAAAUAAUGUCCAAAUUGUAACUUUAAUGUUAUAUUUUGUUUCAAACCCUCUGGUCUAAGAUUAUUGAGAAAGAUGUUCUUUCCUCUUCCCUCAAAUAUGUUAUCUCUUCAUAUAUUAAAAAAAUGAGUUAUUCCAUGCUUUUCAGGAACUGUAAAAAUUAUUUCAAAAAGACACUUGAAAAAGUUUUCUCUAUUCUGGACACAAAUGCUUCCAUUUAUUUCAAAAGAAGAAGAAGAAAAAUGGAAUCUUAAUUUUAAAAAAUAUAUGUAGUAGUAUCUGCUAUGAGAUAUUCAGUUUCUAAAAAAAAAAAAAGGGACACAGCUUCUUUUAAAACCCUUGUUUCAGUCCAUAUUUAACUUCAUGGAACUUCUGAAACAUCAUUCAAUUUUGAACUUUAUUUAAGAGCAUUUUUGUACUGCUGUCUCUGACUGUCAUGGAAACUUCUGUAAUUCUAAGGUGUUUCUGGUUUUAUUUUUAAUUUCUUCAUCUGUACCACAGUCAAAUUAGCAACCAUCUCCCCCAUCCCUUGGGCUUUCUGUAGAUCAGUGGAUGUUAGGUUUAAACUUCUGUUUUCUUUGAUGAAGCUUUCAAUAAAAAAUGAAAAUAAAA